This is a messenger RNA of Lasiodiplodia theobromae, 1107 nucleotides long. RefSeq names its product BYS1 domain protein. Bases 1 to 1107 code for a protein of 368 amino acids. Lineage: Eukaryota; Fungi; Ascomycota; Dothideomycetes; Botryosphaeriales; Botryosphaeriaceae. The record is from RefSeq and is a predicted model, not a curated record. The transcript has 4 exons.
AUGAAGAAUGAGAGCCCUAACAAGAAGGACAUCAUCACCUUCAACAUCUCCGGCGCCGUCAAGGGUUCUAGUUGUUCCAGUGCCCCACCACUGGAUACCUGUGUAAGAUGGAGUAUACCUCUUGCUGUUAAGAGGAUUCUGGGGACCUCUGCUCAUCGUAUGGGCCUUUAUUACACCAGCUGGUCUGGCCGUGUCGUCAACAAGUACGACUCCGAUAUAUGGGCUAAGACACUGUCAGUGUAUAAAUACUCAACUCCCCAGAAGGACACCGCGAUCGGCCAAAUGGAGCAAAUCAUCGUCGCCCUGCAAGUUGGCUUAUCUGAGACGACCUCCUACCUCCACAGAGGCACCCUCUGCGAACGAGCCCCAUCCUCCGCAGGGACCGACCCCGAUAGUCUGGGGAAAGAGACCCAGGAAAACGUGAUGUCACUUCCUGAUAUGGAUCCCGGCAUAUUCGAGACCUUUGUCAUCGACUACAUGUACACAGGCAAGAUUCAGAAACAGCCGGACUGGCUGCUGGAGGGCUAUAUAUUCGCUGUUGACUAUCGCGUCCUCGGUCUCCGCGACCAUAUCGUCUGCGAUUUCUAUUGGGCCUACGUCUGGGGAGAUGAAGUCGAGCUACCGGCAUAUCAACUUGUGUCUCGCGCGUUCAAGGCUUUGUCUCCUGAACGUAUGUUAACGACACAGGUGGCAACGGUGUUCACUGUUCUUGACUCUCAGAUGGUCAAGGUGUCCGCCAAAGGCGGCAUCUACAACGCUGCAUUCUCACCUACCUUUGGCAAUGGCGAGGGUGCUCCGGAUGCUGCAGACCACGCCCACGGCAUCACCAUCAAGCUGCAGAAGGAACUGGGCCCGGGCUUCACGAGCGGCCACUGGCUGUCUGCCGACUUCUCCGCCGUCGAUGGAAACCCGUUCACCAACGUUGUCCACCUGGCCGAAGUUCUCGUCAACGGCCGUCUACUUAACUCGUCUGCCUGCCACUCAGUCACCAAUGGUGCCAAUUCUGCACUCCUCUGCACUCCAAGUGGUCUGCCAACCUUUCCGUCGUCGAUGGAAACCCGUUCACCAAUGUUUUCCGCCUUGCCAAAUUCUCCUUUACGGCCAUGA